Messenger RNA from Dromiciops gliroides (monito del monte), 653 nucleotides. Its product is annotated as 60S ribosomal protein L37a-like. Gene Ontology annotation, biological process: translation. Gene Ontology annotation, molecular function: structural constituent of ribosome. NCBI's taxonomy places the organism in Eukaryota, Metazoa, Chordata, Mammalia, Microbiotheria, Microbiotheriidae. Gene Ontology annotation, cellular component: ribosome. The record is from RefSeq and is a predicted model, not a curated record. Bases 375 to 653 code for a protein of 92 amino acids. The transcript is spliced from 2 exons.
UUUUGAGGGCGGCCAUGCAACCUUGUCUGAAUCCCUUUGUUGUCUAUUGUUAACCCCCCUUCCCUUCUAUCAUCUAGUUCACAUUUCUCCAUCAUCUCCACGAGAACAUUCCAAGAGCUUGCUCAGAAGCCUUUCUAGAACUGAGGCAAACACUACCCCCACAGCAUCCCAGCAUCCACCAAUCUGGCGACACCCUGAAAACACCUGCUGAGCACUGCCCACUUCUCCUGAUGCCUGAAGGUGUGUGGAAAGGACAGAAACAGAGGGGGUCCCUGGGCCACUCCUGCUGCAGGUUCAGAAGAAGAGAAGAGAGAGGAGCAGCAGGUUAAGAAGGUGUCUAAGGGCUCUUCAAGCUCUAGCCUGUGACUAGCAACAUGGCUAAACGCACCAAGAAGGUCAGAAUUGUUGGCAAAUAUGGAACACGUUAUGGUGCAUCCCUCAGAAAAAUGGUGAAGAAAAUUGAAAUUAGCCAGCAUGCCAAGUAUACCUGCUCCUUCUAUGGCAAGACCAAAAUGAAGAGAUGGGCUGUGGGUAUCUGGCAUUGUGGAUACUGUAUGAAAACAGUAGCUGGUGGUGCAUGGUCCUACAAUAUCACCUCUACAGUUACAGUCAAAUCUGUCAUCAGAAGACUGAAGAAAUUGAAAGACCAGUAA